Angiostrongylus costaricensis is the source of this 684-nucleotide messenger RNA. Lineage: Eukaryota; Metazoa; Nematoda; Chromadorea; Rhabditida; Metastrongylidae. The record is from the annotation of a GenBank genome assembly.
AUGCGCUCUUGUGUUUUAGAUGACGAUCAAAAGCCACCGAAUGAUCCUGAUGAGGAUGCAGCUGCUCGUAUGCGACUUAAGCGAAAGCUCCAACGAAAUCGCACGUCCUUCAGCCAGGAACAGAUCGAAGCACUUGAAAAAGAAUUUGAGCGCACUCAUUAUCCGGACGUUUUUGCUCGCGAGCGGCUUGCUCAAAAAAUCGGCCUUCCUGAAGCAAGGAUACAGGUUUGGUUUUCGAAUCGACGAGCAAAGUGGAGGCGGGAAGAGAAGUUGCGAAAUAAGCGACCCGGCGGUCUAAUGGAUACGUCCAUGUCGAACGGCACACCAACACCAACGGGUUCGGGACCCGGUAGCGCCAUUGAUGGCUCUCCAGCACCUCCAGCCAGUCGUUUUCCACCAAACCCGACGGCGGUCAGCGCCAGUUUCGUAUCACCUGCCGGACAAAUGUAUACCGGUCUAGCACCCCAAGCUAUGGAUCCAUAUGCAUUUGGAUUCGCCAACGCUGGUCUAGGAAUGGCAUCGUAUCAGCCGACUGCUGACUUUAGUUCACAUCAUAUGUUCAAUGCAAGUACACGAUCACCGUAUGACGCAUUCCAUCCGUACGCAAGAGCAAUGCCCACAAGUGGUGGUCCGUCAUUCCAGUCAUCGAUGAAUCCAGCGACGACAUCCGUCGGAGGUACGUAG